Danaus chrysippus (African queen) is the source of this 519-nucleotide messenger RNA. The record is from the annotation of a GenBank genome assembly. Lineage: Eukaryota; Metazoa; Arthropoda; Insecta; Lepidoptera; Nymphalidae.
AUGGCUACCAACGGAACGGGUGCUGUAUUCUUCUUAGGCACAAGAGCUCAUUACCAGGUUCUAGAACAGCCUAGUAAUUACGAUGCGGAGAAUGGGAACACAUCUACGGAGACGAUAUACCAGAAUAGGUCGGUCGAGGAACUGUGGCCGGCGAGGUCAAAGGACGUGCAGUACGACGGGAACUACAACCAGGAAAAGGUCAACUGGUACACCGAGGACGGCGGGGUCAAAGUCGAAGUGAGAAGUGAUAGUUGUAUUAAGAGGCGUAUAAAGGGAAGAUCUACGGAAGCUUUAUUGUCUGAUGACGUCACACCUGCAGCCGCUGCACUCAAUGACGUAGAAGAUAAGACUGAAUUAAAAUCUAAAUCUCGUCGUGUGUCCGUGCUGUCCUACCUCGCGUCCCUCGCGCGGAGGAAGAGACCCACGGAACAGCAGUACCUACAGCACAUGGAGAGUGUACUCAACACCUGCACAUACAGGGAGUCGUGCAGGUGUCUGGACUGCCAGGUUGUACAAUGA